Molecule: messenger RNA, 4901 nt
Organism: Marmota monax (woodchuck)
Lineage: Eukaryota; Metazoa; Chordata; Mammalia; Rodentia; Sciuridae
Gene: Rhbdl3
Product: rhomboid like 3
Exons: 9
Coding region: 39-1253 (404 amino acids)
Cellular component (GO): membrane
Molecular function (GO): serine-type endopeptidase activity; calcium ion binding
Source: RefSeq, a predicted model, not a curated record
GCUGCAACCGCCGGCCGCCCCUGGACCCCACCUCGGCCAUGGGCGAGCAUCCUAGCCCCGGCCCCGCAGUGGCCGCCUGCGCCGAGGCGGAGCGCAUCGAGGAGCUGGAACCUGAAGCCAAUGAGAGGCUGCCCGCGGCGCCGGAGGAUCACUGGAAAGUCCUGUUUGAUCAGUUUGACCCCGGGAACACAGGCUACAUCAGCACAGGCAAGUUCCGGAGCCUUCUCGAGAGCCACAGCUCCAAGCUGGACCCGCACAAAAGGGAGGUACUCCUGGCCCUUGCCGACAGCCAUGCGGACGGGCAGAUCUGCUACCAGGAUUUUGUCAACCUGAUGGGCAACAAGCGUUCCAACAGCUUCCGCCAGGCCAUUUUGCAGGGCAACCGCAGGCUCAGCAGCAAGGCCCUGCUGGACGAGAAGGGGCUGAGCCUCUCACAGCGGCUGAUCCGCCACGUGGCCUAUGAGACCCUACCGCGGGAGAUUGACCGCAAGUGGUACUACGACAGCUACACCUGCUGCCCCCCACCCUGGUUCAUGAUCACAGUCACACUGCUGGAGGUUGCCUUCUUCAUCUACAAUGGAGUAUCGCUGAAUCAAUUUGUGCUGCAGGUGACCCAUCCUCGUUACCUGAAGAACUCCCUGGUCUACCACCCCCGGCUCCGAGCACAGGCUUGGCGCUACCUGACAUACAUCUUCAUGCAUGCAGGGGUAGAACACCUGGCACUCAACGUGGUGCUGCAGCUGCUGGUGGGGGUGCCUCUGGAGAUGGUGCACGGAGCGACCCGCAUUGGGCUUGUGUACGUGGCCGGUGUCGUGGCAGGGUCCUUGGCUGUGUCUGUGGCUGACAUGACCGCACCGGUAGUGGGCUCUUCCGGAGGGGUGUAUGCCCUCAUCUCUGCCCAUCUGGCAAACAUCGUCAUGAACUGGUCAGGCAUGAAGUGCCAGUUCAAGCUGCUGCGUAUGGCUGUGGCCUUGGUCUGUAUGAGUCUGGAGUUCGGGCGGGCCGUGUGGCUCCGCUUCCACCCGUCGGCCUACCCGCCCUGCCCUCACCCGAGCUUCGUGGCACACCUGGGUGGUGUGGCCGUGGGCAUCACCCUGGGCGUGGUAGUUCUGAGGAACUAUGAGCAGAGGCUGCAGGACCAGUCGCUGUGGUGGAUUUUUGUGGCCAUGUACACCGUCUUCGUGCUGUUCGCCGUCUUCUGGAACAUCUUUGCCUAUUCUCUGCUGGACUUGAAGCUGCCACCGCCCCCAUAAGGGGCUGAGGACGGAGGAGGUGGGGAGGGGAGGGAGAAGCAGCAUCCAGAGGGAGCACCUGGAUCUUUUUCUCAUCACCAGCUUAGUGAAGCCAGAGAGGAAAGGCAAGGACUCCGCUGGUACUGCGAUGUUUGUGUUUCGAUACGGGCACACGGUGGGGCCUCUUUUUGAAAGGCACUGGAGGAGGAGUUGGAUAUGGCUGCUGUCAUUUUUCUAGCCUGUUCUGGUGACAUCAGGCCUGGGUAAAGGCCUGGGGUAGGGUGAGAAGCUGCCCUGUGGGCUGGCUGGUUCCAUGUGCUGUCCUUUCCUGGCCACAGGAGGGGCAAAAGCUUGGUCCCUCAUCCUCCACCCCGAGAGACCCUGAGAGACAUAGGGAAGGUCGGAAGGUCUCUGUGGCCAGGUAGUGUUUCCUCUGUUUACUUUUUUUUUUUUUUUUUGGUACUGGGGAUUGAACCCAGGGGCACUUUACCACUGAGCCACUUCCCCAGCCCUUUUUAUUUUUUUAUUUUGAGGCAGGGUCUUGCUCAUAAGUUGUUGAGGUUGGCCUUGGAUUUACAAUCCUCCUGCCCCAGCCUCCCAGUUUGCUGAGAUUACAGGUGUGCACCACCACACCCAGCACAGUGUUCCCUCUGGAGUCCAGGUCUGGAGUUCUGGGGUGGAAAGAGGGCCCAGUGGUGGAUGUGUUGGCUUUAACCUGAGAGAUACUGGGGGGGGGGGGUACCCUCCUGGGCCAGCCAGUGGUUACUGGGGCAUGACCUCUAGGGCCUAUACUGGACAAGGCAGGGAGAUCUGUAAGCUCCAGAUCCCACUCUAGCCCUGGGGGAUAGUGAGAGAGCCCCAAGCGGGGGGAAUAAACCUCAGCCCAAGUUCCUUCUGGGGAAGCCCCAGGACCAACUUUCAGCCUCUCCCUCCCUUUCAUCCUGGAUGCUGACUUCACACACCAGCCGCCCAGCAGCUGCACCUGCCUUGACUUUAGGGUCUAUUCUUUCCCUUCUACUGCCCUGACCCGAUUUUGUGCCUGUCCUUUUGGUAUGGAGACAGUGUCCAGGUGUGAGUGAGUGACCGUGUGUGUAGGGAAAGAUGAUGUGGGGCAAGCUGGAGCCUGGAGAGGAAGUCACGUGAGGCGGUGGGUGUGUGGGGAGUCUAAGAGGAGGUACAGGGAGCCCUGGUGUGCUGUGGUGUGGUUACCGGGUGUCCUUGUUUUUAGAAAAGCCUGCCUCCCUUGUUUCCCAUCUUCUGUCCCUUCCAGACAUUCCCUGAGCAUCAUUGACCUGCAGGAAAAUUAUCUCUGCUCUAGGGCGAUCUUGGGCCCUCUCAGCCCUUGGAUUGCUAAGAAGAAAUGCAUCCAAGUUCUGCUCCUUUCUACCUCUGGCAUAGCUUUCCGAUCCGAAAAUGUCCUGUCUUGUUCUGUCUCCCUGAGAAGAGAAUCUUUUGGGGUGCAAGAAAGGCUCUGGCAGGACUAUUGAGGCUGUGUGUCCAUUUGAGAUAGGGGGACAGGUGGCUGCAGUGAAGGACAUUCUAGUUUAGGUGGAACAUCGCUCCAGAGGAGCCUUGUUCGGGGCUUGGAUGAGUGUCCAGGGCGAGAGCAGCCUGGGGGUGCAGCUGCUGAGAGCUGGGGGGGAACCGAGGACUAUGGAGACCCCUCACCCUUGCUUCACAAAUAGGCAAUGAGGCUGGGGGAAUGACUUCACCCCACCCCCACCACCUGGCAGCCCCAGAUGCCAGGACAGGUGAGAGCAGAAGCCCCGCCUCCCAGCAGGGAGCCAGCUGCCUCUCCCCUCCUGGAAGGGAGGGCAGCAUUCAGGCCUGCGCUGGAGGAGCCACUGCAGCCCUGAGCCAAGGGUGUUGGGUGGGUGACCUUUCACAAAAUCUGUCCUUCCCUUUAUACUGCUUUUGGAAGUCUAACUCUCCUGAAAGGACAAAGAACCCCAGGCCUGGAGGCAGAGGGGCUGCAGGGUCAAGGGCAGGAGUGUGGGGCUGCCUUCCAUCAGCCUUGUGCCCAUCAGAGCCUGUGUGCAGUGAGGUCCAGGGUCAACCAGGCAGGUGUCUGGGGGUCCCUGGCCACUGUCGCUUCCUGAGCUAAUGACCGUAUGGAAACGGGCAGGUCUUUCUACCCCAGGACACACUCACUCAUAGUCUAUGCCAGGCCCUUCCCCAUCUUUGCUCAGCACUAACUACAUUGUCCUGGUCCCCCACGUAUGGCCUCAAGGUCACACUAGUGCCAAUUCUGCCAAGGACUGCCAGUCAGCCUGAGGCCACGUGGGCUGAGUCACAUCAUCCUGGAACAUCUAUUCUGUGUCCUGCCUGCCAUUUGCUGCCCUGGGAUGAUGUGGAUGGAAGGGUCUGCUGCUUAGGAGAGGGUGCGAGGCUGUGGAGCCUGGGCCAAGACUUGAGUAAGGAUCAAGAGGGGCCAGGACCCAUGCCUCUGUCCAUGGGCUACAGCAGCAGCUAAGCUUGAAUGCUUCUGUCCCUUUCUGGAGGGAAGAGGCAGCUGGGCCCUGCUGUCCUGGCACUUGGGGCUGCUGGGAUGAGGGGGGAGCCAGCAGAGCUCCAUCUUGUCAGGUGUGGCUCAGAGGCAGGGAACUAGACUCUAGUGAGUCCUCAGAAGCUCCCAGCUCCUUCAGGGCUUCAGCUAAGAGCUUGUUUCUGGAAAGGGCAGUCUCCUCCCUCCCUCCUCUCACCCUGUUAAGUCCACCCUCAGGGCCUGGAGCUCUGGAAGGGAGUCUCAUCCAGAGCUCAGGCCACCAGCACCAGCUGUUCCCUGCCACCGUCUUCUCCCAACCACCACUCCCAAGCAGGGCCACAGAUCAGGGACAGUGGAGUCACUUCACAAGAUCCAGACAGGUUUAUUUCUGGGGCUCUGGCCUUCUCCUCAGGAGGGGCCGUGCUCCUGUGCCCUCUCCAACCCUCAGCAGCGCUUGCCCAACUGGCCUCGGGCCUCUUCCCUUUGUCCCACCUUCCUCUCCUGUAUGGCUACCAGCCAGGACGCUGGGCAGUAGAUGACGGGUACAUCUUCAGGCUGCUGGAGGUAGGUCCGCCUGUCUGUCCUGGAGCACAGAAAUUGAGAGCUGGGGAAUCCCCAGACAGCGGCCACAGGCGCCUGGCUCCUUAAACUGGAGAGGAAUCUCAAACUGGGGAAGGGAAAACAGGCCUUCAAAGGAGAGAUUUCACUUUAAUGACACCAUUCAUCAUUCGUUUUUUUUAAUUAGGAAAAACUCCCUAAUGAGGCUCUUUUGGCAGCUAAUGGGACUCUCAAUUUCCAUGAGAACCAUUAUUGCCCAGAGCAUUAGGGGAACCACUGCUCACCACACCAGGACUUUCCUCCAGAGUGCAGAUGCAAUGCGGGGAAUCCCUCUCCCGCAUCAUGGGUGUUGCUCCCAAGCUGGCCGCAAAGCACUGGCCGAUUCUCCUCUGCCUUAAAAACAGUGCCCAACAGUGAACUGCCCCCCACCCCCACCGCCCCAGGACUUGAGUAAGUGGGAGGAAAAAAAAAAAAAAAACCAAACUGCAAUGUUGGUUUCUAAAUAUUUUUGUAUUGUGUACAUUCUGUAUAUUUUUGUUGUAACAUAUUAUUUGAGCACAGAUUCCAUUAAAGAUUUUUUUUUUUUAAGUCAUUGGUUAUUCAGGAUGUGUCCUGAGGGCUGGUAC